AUCAAAAAGCCAGAUUAAUUUUAAAAAUAAUGUAUUAAACCAGCUGAAUAUUUCUAUAAAUGUAGACAAAUUCGAAAUUUUCAAAACAGUAUCCGAUUUGAAUUCAAACGUAAAAGUCCGAGCUUAUGAUGGCAAAGUUAUUUGUUAUUGUUCUGUGUGCAUUGUUUGCCUAUGCCAUGGCACGACCACGCGGUUAUGGUGGCCAUAAUGAUGGUGGUUAUGGCGGUGGUCAUGGUGCUGGCGUUGGUGGUGGCCACGGUGUCGGUGGUCAUGGUGGACACAGUUCAGGCUAUGGAGGCCAACAAGGUGGUUAUGGCGGUCACAGCUCUGGUUUCGGUGGCCAACAAGGCGGUUUUGGUGGUCAACAGGGCCAUGGUCAUGGUCACGGCCAUAAUUCCGGUUUUGGUGGUUCCCACGGCGGUCAUGGUGGACAACAUGGUGUCGGUUCCCAAGGUGGCGGUUAUGGUGGACAACAUGGUGUCGGUUCCCAAGGUGGCGGUUAUGGUGGACAACAUGGUGUCGGUUCCCAAGGUGGCGGUUAUGGUGGACAACAUGGUGUCGGUUUUGGUGGCCAACAAGGUCAUGGAGGUUAUCGCCAACACGGUUAUUAGAUAAUUACCACAUACAAACGUAUGAAUUCGAUAUGUGAUUAAGACUGGGAAUAUGAUGUAUAAUAAAACAAAAAUAGUAUUUAAAA
Messenger RNA from Musca domestica (house fly), 697 nucleotides. RefSeq lists its product as uncharacterized. The coding region runs from base 126 to 611 and encodes 161 amino acids. The record is from RefSeq and is a predicted model, not a curated record. The transcript is spliced from 2 exons. Lineage: Eukaryota; Metazoa; Arthropoda; Insecta; Diptera; Muscidae.